This is a messenger RNA of Serendipita indica DSM 11827, 2055 nucleotides long. The record is from the annotation of a GenBank genome assembly. Lineage: Eukaryota; Fungi; Basidiomycota; Agaricomycetes; Sebacinales; Serendipitaceae.
AUGGAGCACGGUCGACUCAAGGCACUCUUCAACGCCGAGGACCGCGAUAAUAAGAUAUCUCAGGCAUUUCAGGCGCGAAAGGGCCCUUCUAGAAAGCCGGUAGACCAGUCAAAGGUCGUAGCGUUCACCCAAGCCAGUGCAAGAAAGUCCAAAAAGGAGAAAGAAGAAGAAGCCGCAGAGGCAAAACGUAGAGAGCACGAACGAGAAGCUACACAGGUCUUUGAGGAAUAUGUCGCCGACUUUGCUACAGCGCCCCGUGCGAGAGGGGCAAUCGGAUUCGUGAAAGCCGGCGAAAGUGCAUCUGGUGUCAAAAUAUCGACGUCCAAAGUCUUUGAUGAUGACGUUGAAAUGAAAGCGAAUAGUUCUAUUGCUCAGAAACCCAAGGGAAAACGCGCAAUGGACGCAUUUCUUGAAGAAAUCAAGAGAGAUCAAGCCGCUCGUGAGCAGCGACUAGCAAGACAAUCUGCAGUGCACGGCUCUUCAAUAACCUCCCUGGCUGCAAUGGAAAUACAGGGAGGCAGUCGCGAUCGUGGUGACCCUGAAACUAGCAACCUAUUCGUAGCUCACCUCCCUGACGAUGUAACCGAGGAUAGACUCGGUGAGUAUUUCGGACAGUGUGGAGAGAUUACCUCUGUGAAGAUUAUGUGGCCGCGGGGGGAAACCGUAGGGGAUAUGUCUCGUCGCAGCAAAACCACUGGCCUCAGCGGAUUUGUCUCGUUUAAACGUCGCAAAGAUGCCGAAAUGGCAUUGCAUCGGCUGGAUGGUGUCACCUGGGGAGGCUCCGCCCUACGAGUCGGAUGGAGCAAAGCCGUCACGACAAGCGGUAGAGUUCUAUACGGAGAAGCUCUCGCUCUCGCUCCCCUUCGCCGCAUCGUAGCCAUCGUCGUCGAUCUCGGUCACGCUCUCGAUCUCCUUCGCGUUCACCCGACUAUGGGCGUUCACGUCAUAGCCGUUCCCGCUAUCAUGACGAAGACCGCCCUGGUACCCAAGGCUUCACAUCAAGUGACCAAGGAUGAAGAGGAGUUCAUUGAACUCGUCGCAGCAAUGACAAGGGCGCAUGGCAGAGCCUUUGAAAGCAACCUCAUGGAGAGGGAGCGAGAUAACCCGCAAUAUCAGUUUCUUCAUGCUCCACGGUCCGCGGCGGGAAAGUUUUAUGACGAGCUCCUUGAUCCAGAAUACUCCAGCCCUGAAGGAUUUCAAGACGAUGGGGAUGAUCAAGCUUAUUCAACCGACAACGAGGAAGUCAAGGAGGCGGAUUAUAUCGGCAAAAAUAAGCUUGGUUCGUUGGCUAGGAAGCGAUUCAAAGCUAUGCUACGAGCCAUGAGCGGAAAGAGGGGUGAAGUCGCUCGAUGCAUGGCAUUCUGCCUCGAGCAUGGCGAAGCCGCUCCAGAAGUUGCCAAUAUUGUCAUCGCCUCUUUGCUUGUCGACAGCACGCCCGUACCAAGAAAGAUUGCACGACUUCAUCUCAUCUCGGACAUCAUCCACAACUCUGCUGUGGCACUUCCAAGUGCAUGGAAAUUCCGGCAAGAGUUUCAGCAGCGUCUGGGCCUGGUAUUCGAUCAUCUUUCAACCAUCUAUCACUCCUUUGGUGGCCGAAUGACUGCAGAAACUUUCAAGAGACAAGUAGUUGCCGUCAUCGAUGUGUGGGACGAUCGCAUCGUGUUUCCUCCAGAAGAGACGUCUGUAUGGAAAGAUAGGCUGGAUGGGAAGCAGGCGACGAGGGAAGAGAAGGUCCAGGUAGAGGACGUGCCAGUCGUACAAGAAGCGCCGCAGGUGUCUCGAUUUAAAUCUGCUUUCAAACCUGUGACCGAUCCGGAUGGCGAGCAAGACAUGGAGUUGGACGAUGACGAAGAACCGCAAACAGCAGCUCCCGUACCCCAGGUUGAAGAACAGCCUGCGGAGGACGAAGAAAUCGAUGGUGCUCCGCUCGAGGAUGAUCUCGAUGGCGAGGAGCUGGCAGAGGACCUUGACGGCGCACCAAUUGAAGACCUUGAUGGUGCACCCUUGGAAGAAGAAAACCUCGACGGCGAUCCACUAGACCCGGAAGAUCUAUAG